Messenger RNA from Colletotrichum godetiae, 1270 nucleotides. RefSeq lists its product as uncharacterized. Bases 102 to 1229 code for a protein of 375 amino acids. The record is from RefSeq and is a predicted model, not a curated record. Lineage: Eukaryota; Fungi; Ascomycota; Sordariomycetes; Glomerellales; Glomerellaceae. The transcript is spliced from 2 exons.
GUUUUACACAAUCCUCCAGUUCUACCAACGAAGAGUAAGUAGAAUACGUAACUUCCUGACACACUUCUCGACGACUUCACUCACGUCGCUCAACAAUUGACAUGCCCAGUGCGAUGAGGGAAAUUGCGGACUCUCAUGAGCUAGGACUCAAGGAUGGAGCACCCCUCGAGUCAACGAGACAAGAUCCAGCACCAAAGGGCGACCUCAUCCUCAUCGCAGGACCAUCUAGACAUGAAAUCCGCGUUUACGCCCUCGUUCUGUCAAAUGCCUCUCCCAUCUUCGCCUCAACGAUUCCUGAAGCAAACUUCGACAAAGACGCCGCCAUGUCAGAUCCAGCACGCCUUUCGCUCCCAGACGACGAUCCCAAGGUCAUGGACAUCAUGUGCCACAUCCUUCAUGGUAGUAGCCUGAACGCAGACAUGAGAGAAAUACCGCCGAAGCUGGUCCUCGCUGUUGCCAUUCUGGCGGCAAAGUACCACUGUACUGUCUCCGUUACCGCGGCGGCCGAGUACUGGCUCUCGCCUGAGAUCAUGGACACCAUUGCGCAACACGGGCUUGUACAUCCAGAGAAGAAGGACCUCCUCCUGGCGGCGUACUGGUUUAGGCACGAAAGGGCAUUUGAAACGGGAUCUUUACGGUUGAUCACCGAGAUAUCGUGGAGUUUCAACUUUCUGGCAGAUGGGAAGUCGGGAGAGGAGGAAGUCGUAGCACUGAGAAUUGCCGUCGCUCUGGAGCGGAAACGUAACGAAAUCCGUCUAUCUCUCUACACGCGCAUGAUGAAGCAGAUCCACGCAAUAACCUACUGCAAAUGCAACACCCGCAAGCCAGCUUCUUGGUGGAAGCGGCUCCUCCGCCGUAACGAAAACACCAAUCGCAUCACGACUACAGCUACAUCUUCCGUCCUCCGCAACGUCGACAUAGAUAUCCUUUCGAGGGGCACGCCCUACAUGCCCAUCAGCUCGAUGAUGAGACUAGAUGAUGAGAAGAUGUCAAAGACGUUGGAAUGGAAUCGCGUCGGGCAGUGUUACGUGUCGGGCCCUCCUCUGGGGCACCACAAGACGUUGAUGAAGUGCUCCGUUAGCCAGUUCAAGAAGAGCGGGAUGAUGAGGGGUCUUUGCUUGGCCUGUCUUCAUCCGCAGAUGAUGUGCGAGGAAACCGCGACACAUGGAGAAAACAAUGAGAGGGGGCGGGAGUUCAGAGAGUGGCUUCCAGUUGACCUUCGUUCAUGACUGGGUAAUUUGAGGCCUGAACCCCCAAAAGUACACUCAGA